AUGUCGCUGUAUAGCCUCUCUAGCACUCUCACCUGGCUGUCCAACAGCGACUCUAAAACCACUUCCCACGGGCUUCAUUCGCGCAGGCCCUCCCCCUCCACGACCCGACUGAUGAGCGCCAACAAGAGCGGUGCCGCCGCCACCACCACCACCCAUUCACACGGACCUGCCGGUGAUGCAACGGCCGAUCUCACGCUGGCCCGCGCCGAGAGCAUGAGUACCACCGAUUACGAGAUUGGCCUCGGCCCGGCUGCUGCGGCAGGCGCCUCCAGCACCUCCCUGACCUCCUCCGAGCUGCAGCGCAGCGUGUCACUGACCGAAGUCUUCUACGAAUUCGCCACGUCCCCUAAUCCAAUAAACGUGGACGCCGACGUGCACGGCGGCGGUGCGAGCGACCGAAGCAAGGCCACCGCGGAGGCAAAGGACGCCAGCACAAAACACCACAGGGGCGGUACAGCGACCUACCACGACAACAGCAGCAGCACAGGCACCACCGCGUCUAGCAUUCGGCUGUUGGUGGAGAGCUUUUCUGAGCAACGCACACCAGCACAGCCUAUACAGCAACCAUCGCCAACGGAGCAACACCGUAUGGAGAUGACGACGGCGGCGACGAUGAUGACCGCCCCGUCGACGGCACCCCCUUCGCAGCCUAUCGCGACGGCGGUCCGGCACGGUAGCUUCUCCGCCCCUCUCUGCUCCCCGCUGGGUUUGCUAGAGUCGGAUGGAAAAGGUAACUACUACUACUUCCAGCCGUUGCUCGCGUCUGUUGGGCAGGGAGGGGCGGCUUCUUCAUUUCCGUCUCUCCCUGAGAGGCCAAACGAUGUGCCGGAACAGCGCCAGCCGGAAGAGGAGCGCCUUGAUGAGCUGCCACGUGUGUGGGGGCGUCAUUCCCCUGCACCGCCACCAACUCGGCCCGCCACCUUCCCAGUCGUCCGCCUUCACCUACUCAGCGGUACCAAUCACCACAGCAAAACAGACGCGGUGCACACACAACCGCAGCCCCUCCUUCCCCCGCAGUCGAAUGCGGAAUACAUGACGCCCCUCGCACGGAUUCACGGAAGGCAAAAACGGAAAGCAGUACCGCCACGACCUGCACCGGUUGCGGACGAUCCGACGUCAUCGCAGUCAUCGUCCAUGCGCACCGUCGACGUAACUGCGCCACAAGCGCGGGCCGAACGGUGCACGGAGCCGGAGAUUCAGGUCGUGCCAACGGUGGUUGCCUUGCGCCGUCUGCUGCGACGCCUGCGGCCCAUCGCCCUGUCUCGUGGUGCCGCGCCGCGGUCGUUGAAAGCGCCCGCAUCGAAGCACGCACCCUCCACGCUGCGCAGCGGGCAGGUGAUGGCCACAAGGGUCUCUACGCUGCACAGCUCCAUUCUCCAAUCCUCCUCGCGCGUCCAGCACUCGCUUUCGCGGAACAGCUUUUCCGACCCUUCCAUGCAUUCCGCUGUGCAGGCUGGUGAGCGAGGGCCACGCAGUCCGCUUUCUUCGUCCAGGUGCGAUGCGCAUUGUGUGGGGCGCCGCCUUUUUCUUAAAAGAACGAAGACGUCCUCCAUGGUGUGCAGCACGCGCACGGUGCACCCACACGCGCAGCACGCCGUCUACGAAGCCCGCCUCUGCGCCGCCCCUCACGCCGGUGCCUCUCCGCUUUCGGCGACGGCGAUCGCACGUCUGGAGUCGAAUAGCGAUGGCGUUCACAGCACCGAAGGGGGAGGGGGAGAACAGGAGGAACCCGCUGCGCUCAGCUUGGUGGACUCACUGACGAUGCGAAACACGAACGGCCAACCCUCGCUCCACGAGAGCGUUGCGACGGUGGACACCAUCGUUGAGGCCAACCCACGCACACCAGCAACGGCGAGGCGUGCGAUACCGCUAGCUCCGUCCGCCCCACCUCGGCAGUCCAGCUCAGCGGCGUGCAGGACGCGUCGCCCGUCACUCCCCGCUGAUGCAGCCCUCACACCCACUGCCGCUGACGCUCGAGAGGAGAUCGCGCCCAAAGCGGCACGGCAGGAGUCUGAAAUGGCGACUAAGGACGAGGAGGGGUACGAUACUCGUGCGAACCUGCGUGAGCUGACAAGGGAUAUUGGGAGGGAGUAUGACCUCAUGGCCGCGUCGUUUGCGGAGACACUCUCCGCCUCGCCCGCCUCUCCCUCGCAGGAACGCCACCGAGCCAACACGGAGGAAGCGUCGUCGUCGGUCGUGCCGAACAACGCGUGCAUUUACGUGCACCCGCGACCGCCGCCUUCGUCCCAGCGCUUCGCCUCUGUGUCUCGCCCCGUCGCAGCGGACGCGGUGAUGGUGCAGAACAACGAUGAUGCAGCCGACGCAGCGGCAUCGUCGGUGACGCCGUUCCACAUCUCGCUCGGCGCGACCUCCCCUCGCGCCGAUCAGCCCAACCUCAAGCGCUACCCGUCGCACAUCACCCCUGUGUCUCUGCCGACGGCAAUCAAAGCCGCUGCCCCGGCGUUCACCGACACCGCGCCAACGCCGAGCAAGAAGUUUUCAAAGAAGUCGAAGUUAGGCCUGGCGGGUGCGCUGGCCGGGCCAGGCACCGCCGUCAUCGCGCCUCGUGUGUGUACCGCGCCGAAACCGAAGCAAAAGUCGCCGAUCGCGCCGCCCGCCACCGCAGCCAUCCAACCAGCGGCCGUCCUUUUGCCGUCGUGCGAUGCGCCGUCUCAGCGGGGCGUCGGUGUGGUGGACUCGAUACCGAUGCUGCGUCAGCGCAUGUCGUCGCGUGAGCAGCAGCAGCAGCAGCAGCGGCGUGAGAAUCAUGCGAAUAAGGUCCAUCAGAGCAGACCGACGCCUCAGACGGUACGAGAAAGUAUUCCAACUAAGCAGAUGGCGACCACGACAGUUGGAGACCCGCCUACCCCGCCGCCUCCCCACUACCCGCAAGGGGUCUCCGUCGUCAGCGACGACGCAUCCGUCCUGCAAACCUCGCCGAAUGACUCGUCUUACGAUCCGUCACAGGCAUCACUGGAGUGGAAAGACAGGCCCGUGCCGAUCCUCCCCCGCAGCCUCAUUGCCCGCAACACACACCAGUCCGGUUAUAGCGAGCACGUGAGCUCCUCCGUCUUGACGGUGCAUCACUGCCACCACCGCUAA
This is a messenger RNA of Leptomonas pyrrhocoris, 3102 nucleotides long. RefSeq lists its product as hypothetical. Lineage: Eukaryota; Euglenozoa; Kinetoplastea; Trypanosomatida; Trypanosomatidae. Bases 1 to 3102 code for a protein of 1033 amino acids. The transcript has a single exon. The record is from RefSeq and is a predicted model, not a curated record.